Molecule: messenger RNA, 2160 nt
Organism: Aegilops tauschii subsp. strangulata
Lineage: Eukaryota; Viridiplantae; Streptophyta; Magnoliopsida; Poales; Poaceae
Source: RefSeq, a predicted model, not a curated record
AAUCACACUCGCCGGAGUGCUCCGCCGUGUAAUCUAGUCCCCCCCUUCCCAAUCCCUCGCCUGAUUCGAGCGCGCGGACGGGAGGAUUGCUUCGAUGCACCGGCGUCGGCGCGAGCGGUCGGGCAGGCGGUGGCCGGAGCUUUGCGCCGGCGGCCGCCUGAGAUGGGGAGGAAGAUGGAGGCCAGGCGUCGGCGUGUGCCCCUUCUUCCCGCGCGGUGCACCAGCGAUGGCCGGAAGGGGGUGGGUGGAGCGGGAGGACGGCGGCCAGUCGGACCAUCAUGAGCAUGAUCACACCCAUGACCCUGGUGUUUCCUCCGUAAGCAUUUUUUGCGAAGGGGAGAUGGAUCUCUAAAAGUAAAAAGGUCAGAUUUAAAAUUGUCUGGCAUGCAUUUAUAUAUUUUCUCAAGAUAGCCAAGAUGAAUCUCUAGUGCUGACAUAUGCCGGAUGAAGGGACUACUCUCUAUCAGUGGAAUGUCUCAAUGCUUUGCCUUUCAGAUUUGCACAGAUGGGAGAACAAAUUGCUAUGUGUUCUGCUGCGCUCUCGUUAUGGACCACUUCCAUGUUAUCCAUCUGCAAUGAGUGUAUAUGACACUUUACAUGGAUCUCCCAACAGAUUGAAUGUGCCGCGCAUGAACGAGAUCGUGCCCAUCAGCAGAAACCUCAACCGGGAAGAGCGGGAGCCGGGCUUCCAGGAUUGCCUGCUGAAGGAAUAGGCCAGAGACACCAAGUUUCUCUCUCUGCUUCUCCUUUUUCGCGGGGUGGAUCUCCAGCUCCAUGAUUUUGAGCUUUGCGGCUGCAUCCAGAACUUGUUCUUCAAAUGCUUAGGCUCAACUGUGCUUGAACUGACAUGAAGCGUACGCGAGGUGUAUGUAUAUCGACCUGGCCGUUUCAUUGUUGGAACCUGGCCGUCGUGCCGUCCACUGCUGUUCUCAUAUGAGUCAACAACUUCAUCAACCUGGCGUACAAUACCGUCGCCCCAUGGGCAUUUGGCAAGCUCAGGCACCUUGAACAAAUGGCAAGACCUUCACAGCUAUUCGCCAGGCACGUGAUAGUGGUGUAAUUACCACGCGCACGUAAUUAAUGAUAAACCCACGGGAUAAAUCAGUUGCAAACCGCACGUAUGUACGGACACCGUAUAUGAUUCCAUUGCAUGGUCGGAGUCGGACACGGAAACCGAAUCCCGUACGUGUGGUGAUCGUUGGUGUCCGUCACCGAUUCGUAUCGAGUGAGUACUCGUCGAGUACUCCGCGCAGCUUUGCCUAUAUAUUCAUAACCUACCUACCUAGCUGCAAAGCAAGGCUGAACGUUCGCUGGAAACAUAUUAGAAUCGAUUAGAAAACAAGUUUUUGUUUUCUCCAUCGUACAGCCGAGAGGAGGCUAUGAAGAUCCGGCAUGUGCUCACCCAAUCCGUCACCUUCCUCGUUAUGGUCGUUGCAUUGUUGGUGCUGGUGCCCGAGGGAAUAAUGCUAGUGACGGGUGUCAAGACACCGGCGAUGGCGGUUUUAUCAGAAAGUAUGGAGCCCGGAAUUAAAAAGGGCGAUAUGGUGUUUGUGCACAACAUGAGCAAUGAACCUUUCCGCUUAGGAGAGAUCAUUCUUUUCAAGGUUGAUGGCUUUGAACAUCCAGUUGUCCAUCGUGUGAUCAAGGUUCACGAGAAUCGAGAUACUGGAGAAAUCCGAAUACUCACCAAAGGAGACAACAAUUUAGUGGAUGACCGAUUUCUCUAUGCGAGCGGGCAGCUUUGGCUUCAACCGCAUGACAUUAUUGGACGGGUUGCAGGCUACCUGCCAUAUGCUGGAUGGCCUACUGUCUUCAUCAGUGUAUCUUAUAAGAUGUUGCUGAAUGGUCGAAGCACUACUACUCCAGAAGUAUACUGGGUAACAAUGUAACCGCGGCAGAUUCAUAUGGGUUGUCUCCAUAAUGUCUUGUUAGGGGUUAAAGAACGCAUGAAGCGAUCGAAGAGUAUGUAAAAGAUGUAUCAUUAUCAUAGUCUCCACAACAUAGUAAUAGAAGUAAUUGAGCUCCAUCCGUCUUGUUGAAGUCAUUUUCUGUAGCACGGUUGACAAGAUUUCUUUUUUCGAGAACACGCAAAAGUCUUACAUUUCUUUGCACGAUCGACAUGAUUCUAACUCCUUCUUUGAAAGGUAGAUUUUGGUGAAA